Messenger RNA from Sorex araneus (European shrew), 2082 nucleotides. RefSeq names its product asparaginyl-tRNA synthetase 2, mitochondrial (gene NARS2). Gene Ontology annotation, biological process: asparaginyl-tRNA aminoacylation. Bases 10 to 1443 code for a protein of 477 amino acids. The record is from RefSeq and is a predicted model, not a curated record. NCBI's taxonomy places the organism in Eukaryota, Metazoa, Chordata, Mammalia, Eulipotyphla, Soricidae. The transcript is spliced from 14 exons. Gene Ontology annotation, molecular function: ATP binding; asparagine-tRNA ligase activity; nucleic acid binding. Gene Ontology annotation, cellular component: mitochondrion.
GGGAGGGUCAUGCUGGGGGCCCGCUGCCUGCUCCGCGCCCUGCGCUCCUGCUCCUCGGCUCCCCGCCCGACGGCCGGCCCGGCGGCUGCCCUGAGCGUGCGGGCCGCCCUCGCGGUGCGGAGCCCGGGCGGGGAGCGCGUGAAGGUCCAGGGAUGGAUUCGCUCGGUCCGGUCCCAGAAAGAAGUCUUGUUCCUGCACGUAAAUGAUGGUUCAUCUUUGGAAAAUCUUCAGGUUGUAGCAGAUUCAAGCUUUGCUAGUAGAGAACUGGCUUUUGGGAGUUCUGUUGAAGUUCACGGGCAGCUGGUACAGAGUCCAUCCAAAAAGCAAAACGUGGAACUGAAGGCAGAAAAAAUUGAAGUUGUUGGAAAUUGUGAUGCUAAGACUUUCCCCUUUAAGUAUAAAGAGAGAUACCCUCUGGAGUAUCUUCGACAGUUCCCGCACUUGAGGUGUCGGACCAAUGCCCUGGGGGCCAUACUGAGGGUCCGCAGUGAAGCCACAGCCGCCAUUCACUCUUUUUUCAAGGAAAGCGGCUUCGUGCAUAUCCACACUCCCAUCAUCACGUCCAACGACUGCGAGGGCGCCGGGGAGCUCUUCCAGGUUGAACCUUCAAGCAAAAUGCAAGUACCAGAGGAGAAUUUCUUCAACGUUCCUGCUUUUUUAACUGUCUCAGGACAACUUCAUCUGGAAGUGAUGUCGGGGGCUUUCACUCAAGUGUUUACCUUUGGUCCGACAUUCCGAGCAGAGAAUUCUCAGAGCCGGCGACACCUCGCCGAGUUUUAUAUGGUGGAAGCCGAGAUUUCGUUUGUCGAGAGCCUUCAAGAUCUCAUGCAGGUCAUGGAGGGACUUUUCAAGACCGCGACAAUGACGGUUCUCUCGAAGUGCCCUGAGGAUGUCGAGCUCUGCCACAGGUUCAUAGCUCCUGGCCAAAAGGACAGAUUAGAACAUAUGCUUAAAAACAACUUUUUAAUCAUUUCUUACACAGAAGCAGUGGAGAUCUUGAAGCGGGCAUCCCAGGACUUCACCUUCCCACCCAAGUGGGGCGCCGACCUGCACACGGAGCACGAGAAGUACCUGGUGAAGCACUGUGGCGACGUGCCCGUCUUCGUGGUCAACUACCCGCUCACGCUCAAGCCGUUCUACAUGAGGGACAACGGCGACGGCCCGCCCCCCACGGUUGCAGCUGUUGAUCUUCUGGUCCCGGGUGUGGGCGAGCUCUUUGGAGGAAGCCUCCGAGAAGAACGGCCUCACUUCCUAGAGCAGCAGCUGGCCAGACUCGGACUGACGGAAACCUACCAAUGGUAUCUGGACCUCCGUCGGUUUGGAUCAGUGCCACAUGGAGGUUUUGGAAUGGGAUUUGAGCGUUACCUGCAGUGUAUCCUGGGAGUUGACAACAUCAAGGAUGUUAUCCCUUUUCCAAGAUUCACGCAUUCGUGCCUUCUAUAGCUGCACAUCUGCCAAAGGAGUCCCUCCAUGCAGAAGGACUCUGAAUGCGUGUGCAUUCCAGAGAAGGACUGCUUAUCAGAAACACAGACGCAGCAUCUACUGGCAUGUAGCUGUGAUGCUGCAGGAGACAGCGUGGGAAGGGAACACGGUCAUGACUUUCGUAGGCAGGGGGCGGCAUUUCAUGGAGGAGGAGCAGCAGUGAGAAUCUUAAAUCUAUUAAGUGAGAAUCUUAAAUCUAUUAAGAAGAAAGUUGAACUGGCUGGUCCCCAAGGUCCUUCCAGUUUCUGAGACAGGAUGAGAUGGUAUAAUUUACUUUGUCUUUAACAGUCAUAUCUCUGCCUCUGUGACCUUUGGGAAUCAACUGGGAGCUACCGAGGAAAUGUUGGAUUCUUUCUCCCUUGCCAUUUAGCCUAUGGCAAAUGCACAUCUCCUUCUUAGAGCUUUACAGAACAUCACCGAAGAAAAUAAUCCUGUGGUUUUUUUUUUAAUCAGGAAAAAGGCUUUUUAAUGUCAUAAUCAACUAUUGAUCUUUAGUUAUAAAAAUUAAGAUGUGUUAGUUAUUUUAACUAAUCAUUGUAUCAUAAUUAAUUUACAAUAGAUGUUGAGAAUUUCUCUGAUAAUAAAAGAUUCUUGAUACAU